AUGGACAGAAAAAUUGUGCCGUAUUCCGACAGCUCCGACAGUUCAACACCAGAGAAGAGAGUAAAACGAAAAAAAAAGGUAAAUAUGAAAACUGGUGACUGGACACAAGAGAUAAAUAAAAGGAAAAGACAAUUUGGCUUUCCAUACAAAGGUAAGAAAAGAGGAGAAACCAUCUGGAAGUAUGAUGUUGAAAAGAAUGGAAGAGUUCUAAAGCCCAGAUGCAAAUGCAGAGUUAGUGAGAAGACGAGUAAAUUGAAUUGCAAUAAAUUAACAGAUAGAGACAGAGAAGACAUUUUUAACAUAUUUUGGAAACUAAGUUGGGAUCAGAAAAAAGUUUUUGUGAAUAACACAAUGAGACUUUCAAAAGUUCAUAGACCAAGAGACAGAAAAAACCAAGUUACAUCAAGGCGUAAAUUUUCAAAUGAAUACUUUCUCCAAGUAAAAGAUGAGAAAGAUGAAUGCGAGUUGUGUACUGCUUAUAAAUCUGGAAACUUACAACAAAGUGAUUAUGAUGAGCAUGUUGCAAGAAAAGAUGAAGCGCGAGAUGAAAAGGUCAAGGAUAAAGAGACUGAGAAGCAUGUCUUUGCAAUGGACCUACAAGCGGUUUUACUUUGCCCCAAGUCUAAUGUAUCCAGUCUUUACUACAAAAUGAAAUUAAAGGUGCACAACUUUUGUAUGUACAACUUAGAGACCAAAGAGGCUUACUGCUUCCUAUGGAAUGAAUGCUGA
This is a messenger RNA of Parnassius mnemosyne (clouded apollo), 729 nucleotides long. Lineage: Eukaryota; Metazoa; Arthropoda; Insecta; Lepidoptera; Papilionidae. The record is from the annotation of a GenBank genome assembly.